GUCUCUCAGGGGAGGGGCCGGGGCGGGCCGGGGCGGGGCGAGCCUUGUGUUUGUUGCUCCGAGUCAGUUACAUUGUAACAAAAGUGGUGCAGGGGCUGCUAAGGCUAGCAUCUCAGGCCUUCUCGCCGCUGGCUGUCGCCGACAUGGAGCCGGUGGCCAGCAACAUCCAGGUCCUGCUGCAGGCGGCGGAGUUCUUGGAGCGCCGUGAGAGAGAGGCGGAGCAUGGCUACGCGUCCCUGUGUCGGCACUACGGUCCUGGCACUGUCUACCGGAGGAGGAAGCGACCCCUGCAAGCUCCUGGCUGUCUGGACAGUGGGCGGUCUGUGCACAAUGAGCUGGAGAAACGUAGGCCAGUGAGGUGGGGUUGGCACUGUCCUCCAGACCCUUUCCCCUGCAGGAGGGCCCAGCUGAAGCGCUGCCUGGAACAGCUAAAGCAGCAGAUGCCCCUAGGGGUUGACUGUUCUCGAUACACUACACUGAGCCUCUUACGACGUGCCAGGACACACAUCCAGAAGCUGGAGGAGCAGGAGCAGCGGGCUCAACGGCUCAAGGAGAAGCUGCGCAGCAAACAGCAGAGCCUGCAGCAGCAGCUGGAGCAGCUCCAGAGGCUGCCAGGAGCUGGAGAGCGGGACCGGCUGCGGGCUGACAGUCUGGACUCUUCCUGCCUCUCCUCUGAGCGGUCUGAUUCUGAACAAGAAGAGAAAGAAGAAAGCAGAUGCCUUGAGAACACCUGUCAGAGAUGCCUGUCCUGGAAUCUACCAAGCAGAGGCAGUGUCUUUCAGUCGUCUGAGGUGACUUCAGAUAGUGCUGGGCAGAGGAAAAUGCCAACUUACUUUGUGACCUUGAAGGACAUAACUUUCUGAGCCUUCCAUCUCUCAAAGUUACAGAAGUAGAGAAAGAAUUCUCUGAAAACUUGCAGGGUAUUCACAUAUAAAAAGAUGCUGUGUAACAUUCAUUAAACAUGGAUUUUUCAAGCUUUUGAAUAGGCCAAAGGUAUCUGUAAUAUGUUUCUCCCAAACCUCAGGCAGAAAUCCUAUUAGGUGAAACUGAACUGUGGAACUUGUCAAGUCAGAGUGGGGCUAGGGUCCCAGAGCUUCAGCUCAUAAGGCACACCCAAGGUAUCUUUGGCUUGAUAGACUUCCAAAUGAAAGUCACUGCCUCCUUUCCUCCCUCAGCAUUGUUCCUCUCACCCAACCAGUAUGUCAUACACAACCAGAGCAUUUAGUGCAUAGUGUUUGCAACAAUUCUGAAAAAAAGGUGCCUUUCCCCAUCAUAUGAACAAGGAACAGGUCCAGAGAGGCUGAAAAAAAUCAUCUGAGAUAGUACUCUAUAGUCACUGCUCUUCAGUGUCCUAGACCUACCUCAGGAUACAAAAGUUUCCUCACAACUUUCUAACCUUAGUUCCAAAGAGCAACUAUUCUAGGGAA
Messenger RNA from Nannospalax galili (Upper Galilee mountains blind mole rat), 1427 nucleotides. It is a transcript of the gene Mxd3, whose product is annotated as MAX dimerization protein 3. The coding region runs from base 144 to 863 and encodes 239 amino acids. Gene Ontology annotation, molecular function: DNA-binding transcription factor activity, RNA polymerase II-specific; protein dimerization activity; RNA polymerase II cis-regulatory region sequence-specific DNA binding. The record is from RefSeq and is a predicted model, not a curated record. The transcript has 6 exons. NCBI's taxonomy places the organism in Eukaryota, Metazoa, Chordata, Mammalia, Rodentia, Spalacidae. Gene Ontology annotation, biological process: regulation of transcription by RNA polymerase II.